UGGAUGGAUGGAUGGAAGGAAGGAAGGGUGGGUGGGUGGAUGUAGGAAGGAAGGAAGGAAAGAAGGAAGGAAGGAAGGAAGGAAGGAAGGAAGGAAGGAACCAUCCAUCCAUCCAUCCAUCCAUCCCAAUACAACAUAUCAAAGCAUAUCAUUGGCCGGUUCAUCCAUACGCUACCAUGACAACAUGUACCAUCUGCUGCUGCUGUUUAGUUGUAAACUACUUUGGUUGCCAUGGUUUCUUGCUCCCGGUGUAGCCUGUUUCCUAUUCUAUUGUCUUGACUGCCAUUUUGUCAACGUUUGCCAUCAUGUCAACUAUUAGACCAUUUUAGAAAACAAUUACUUCUUCUCCAAAAUGGACCAAAUGGGGUUGAUUUAUAAAAUCAUAAAAAAGAUAUUACUUUUUAUUAUUAAUAUUACUGAUUAUAUCACAUCAUAAUAUCAUACCAAGUAACGUGUAUGUAAUUUGAGAGGUCAGAGGCACUAUUACGGGGUUACUACCACUAUUUUGCACACUUUAAUGUAUAGAUAUUUCAUAAAAAAAUUAAUAAAUUGUUCAUUGUUCCACGCUUUUGUGUGGUUUUACACUUUUACAGUUUAUUAUCAUUACAAGAUAUGAAACGUUACAGAAUACACAUGCUGUGUAUGUGUUAUUAGUCACAUUCCCGAGUUGUCGAUAAAUAAUACAAGUUAUGACCUGUAAAUAAUUAAAAACUUAAAUGUUACUUUCAAUAAUAAUAUUGAAAAGGCAGAUAAUUGCUCCUUAAUUAUGGGUAUUAUUAUCGCCAUGCUUUAUAAAUUAUGUAUUUAAGCAUCUCGGAAAAUGCAGUUAGCAUCGUUAAUUAGUUCCAGAAGUCCGACCUCGACCUGAAACUGAAUUUUUUCCCAUAAAAAUUAUGUAAUUCCAAUUAAUCAUUUCCAUCAAUGUAAUACAUGAAAUCAACAGAAUGUAAACUGAAUCGUGUUUACGCUUAAAAGGACUUAAAAGUAGAUGCAGCAUUGCAGAAUAGAAUCAGGAACACUUGGGAUCUUGGUAAAGGCAUUAAGCAUGGGAUCAACGUUCCCGAAAAGGAAAUCCAUCCAUGACAAGACCUGUAUUAACCCUUAAAUGCACCAAAGACUGGACCCUACACUCUUCCAUAAGUGGGUCAAAAAUGAGUUAAAAAUAAGUUAAAAAUGAGAAUGGCAUGAUAUCAAAAAAAAUGUUUUUUGAGAAAUACCUGGAAUAUGAAAAAUAAAAAAAUUAAAAAAAAUUAAUUAAGAAGAUAUUUCAAGAAAACAACCUGACCGGGUCAUUUUUGGGGUAGUAACACAAAAACUAAAAUUUCUUAAAAUUUAUAAAAAUAAGUUAAAAAUGUGAAUGGCAUGAUAUCAAAAACAUGUUUUUUGAGGAAUACCUGGAAUAUGAAAUGAUAACAUUUUUUAAUUACGAACAUAUUUCAAGAAAACAACCUGACCGGGUCAUUUUUGACCCACUUAUGGAAGGUUGGGGUAGUAACACAAAAACUAAAAUUUCUUAAAAUGUAUAAAAAUAAGUUAAAAAUGUGAAUGGCAUGAUAUCAAAAAACAUAUUUUUUGAGGAAUACCUGGAAUAUGAAAAAUUAAAAAAUUAAAAAAUUAAAAAAUUAAAAAAUUAAAAAAUUAAAAAAAUAAAAAAUUAAAAAAUUAAAAAAUUAAAUUAUUAAAACAUUAAAACAUUAAAACAUUAAAACAUUAAAACAUUGAAAAAUUCAAAAAUUAAAAACUAAAAAUUAAAAAUUAAACAAAUUCUUAAAAUGUAUAAAAAAUAAUAUAAUAAUUAUAUAUUUUAUAAAUAUAUAUACUUAUUUAUUGAUAUAUAAUUAUUAUUAAAAUUACAAAGAUAUUUCAAGAUUUUUUUUGGGACCCACUUAUGCAUUUAAGGGUUAAAAAAAUCCUUUGCAAAAUGAACAAUAGUCAUAGUACCUUAGAAGUUGAGAUUGAUAAAGCUCUUGUAUUGGAUCCUGUUAGCUUACACACACGUACGUACUCUGCAACAACUGGACCUUUAACACCAUUCAUCACACACACGGCAUUAGUACAACAACUACUAACCAAGAAGUUACCUUUUCAUGUAAUACACAUAUACAUACAGUACAGUAGAGUACUUUUCCUUGGCUGUGGUGCUCGGAUUCUAUUUCUACCAUUUCUCAGCCUAAAUUCAACAGUUCACUAACCACAGGCGGAGUGGAAAUCAACCCACGGAACGAGAAACAACCGGUACGUCACUCCAUUCCACGUACAGAAUCACAGCAAGAAUCACGAACUGACGACAUGUUGUCUUUUUCAGGAUUACAUUCAGAGUUGCGUUUUCCAAGAGUCUGCACCAAUGGGCUUCCAGGAAGGGUCUUUGGAGUCCAAUUCUCUUUGCGGCGAGGGACGGAGGAGUGAGGCGGUUCAAAGCUAAAUUUAUCGCAUCUUGUAGUCGUGGGAUAUAGCCGCCUCGCACAGUUGUCCUUUGAAAUCCAGCUCAAAGGUAAAGUCCAAGUCCCGCUGUGCCGAGGAAAUAAAUGGUUGUGAGUACAAUUCUACGAUUUGGAUUGAUGUUUGUCACUCAUUGAAAAAAAAAAAAAAAAGUCCGAUGCUGUUAUAACACUUACAACGUUUUUGUCAUUCGGCUUCAUUGCGAUGCUGCCGGUGAUUUCCUCCCCUCUUCGCACCGUCAGAUAGUCCUCCAGGUAGAACACCGUCUGCUUCCAGUGGGUGUAGGCAGCAUCCGGAGCUGGGACACAUACAAGAAGCAGGGGGGGAUUCAAACCUUUUCCAGGCAGAAGGCUGACAUGAAGGAAAGGUCUUCGGUCUUCACCGUGUAGAUGUCCACUUCCUGCAAGCAUGAAAGAUUGACCUCUGACAUACGCUGUAUCAUCUCAAAGGGUUGUGAAUACUAAAUUGCGAAUGUGGAAGGAUCCACUGGACUUCCCGGCGACAUCUGUGGCGGUCUCCAUCCACUGAUUGAACCACACUCGACGGUUGUGAAUACUAAAUUGCGAAUGUGGAAGGAUCCACUGGACUUCCCGGCGACAUCUGUGGCGGUCUCCAUCCACUGAUUGAACCACACUCGACAACCCGAGGAGACCCUUUCCCUGGAACGCUGAUCUUCCUGGCUGCUGCAGGCGAGCCCGGCGGGACCGUUUCCUCUCGUUUCCAACCACAUCUGAGCAGAAUUCAAGAAGUUUAACAUGGCAAGAGGCUGCCUUUGCUGUUUGAAGUAUUUGAUGUUCAUCUUCAAUCUCAUCUUCUGGUUGUGCGGCUGUGGGCUGCUCGGCGUGGGCAUCUGGCUGUCUGUUUCUCAGGGCAGCUUCGCCACCUUCUCGCCCUCGUUCCCUGCACUGUCGGCUGCCAACAUGGUCAUCGCCGUCGGUGCCAUCGUCAUGGUAACAGGCUUUCUGGGUUGUCUCGGCGCCAUCAAAGAGAACAAGUGCCUGCUACUGAGUUUUUUCAUCGUCCUGCUGAUAAUUCUCCUGGCAGAAGUGAUAUUACUCAUCCUGUUCUUUGUGUACUCAGAUAAGGUGAGCGAGAACGCUAAGCAAGAUUUAAAAGAUGGUCUCGCUCUCUACAACUCCGAAAACAACAUCGGCCUGAGAAACGCCUGGAACAUCAUCCAAGCCGAGUGGAAGUGCUGUGGCGUUAUAGCCUACACCGAUUGGCACGAGGCCCUGAAAGAGAAGGUCGUCCCUGACCGAUGCUGCCAGGAGCAUUACCAGAACUGCGGGCGAAACUCCACCAAUAUGUUCUGGAACCGGGGAUGCUUUGAGAAAGUGGAAGAAUGGCUCGAUGACAACAAGCACCUGCUGGGAACCAUCGGCAUGGUCAUCUUGGUGGUGCAGCUUCUGGGGAUGGCGUUCUCCAUGACGCUCUUCCAUCACAUCCACAGAACAGGGAAGAAAUAUGACGCCUAGCCUCAAGAGAAGAAGAAUCUCAAUUCCUGAAAUUCCUGAUGGGAUGGAACUUUUGAUGAAAUGCCACCCUCACCCCCCACUGCCCCCUUUUUCUCUUUCCCGCCACUACUUUCCAAUCAUCCUUUGACUCUGUUGCUAGAAUUUGUGUGCAAAAUCCAUGUGCCCCCCCCCCUUUCUUCCCCAUUCCUCUCCUUUUGUCACUCAUUUUUGCCAAAGAGUAACACAACUGGAAGAGGAAGAAAAAAAUGGAUGGUUGUCACUCCUUGAUUGUUUUUCCUUUUUUUUUUGGCUUGGAAUAACGGUUUACGGAAAGGAAGGGCGCACAGACACAAAAGACAAUAACGACUUUUACUAACACUUCCCACUUCCUGGGAAAAAAAAGUCCCUUUUCCCAUUUCUGGAAUAUUUGUGUCUUUUAUUUUGAUUAAUAAUCAGCUCCUUUUUUUUCUUCCCUUGUAAAUGAAUGAAAAAAACAAAACGGCAUGCUAGUUUUCUACUUCACCGAUUUUAAUUCAAAAUCCUUUAGCACCCUUUUUUCCAAGUUUUAUAUGUGAUUGAUGCCGGAAUGGAAUGAUAGAUGUUGGAAUUUUUUUUUUUUUUUUUUUUUUUUUUUUAGAUGUUGGAUUUGACGUGAGGAGUUUUGUUUUUUUUUGGACUAUCAUUUUGGGUAAAAUGAGUGUGGGAUGGGAGGAAGUCAUGGAAUUCCGUUGUGUUCUCUGGAUAAUGGUGCACAGAUGCCUGGGAAAAGACUGCUGCCACACCCCGCCAUCGUUGCUUUUUCCUAUUGAGACAAAUGCCGUCGAAUUGUUGUUUAUUGUUUAUUAAAGCUCCACCAGGACUGUCAAGACCAAGAUUUUUAGUGAUGAAAUCCCCCCCUGGAGAGCACACAUUAAAGACUAGUAUGUUUAUCACAUUGUUCCACCCUGCAGAGGUUUAAAAAGUGUAUAAAAAAACAGGGAAUUGUGGGGAAUACGGGCGGAAAGCGAGCAGACGUGUAUUCUUGCAGAUAUCAUAAAUUGUGUUAGCGGAGGCGGUAAAGCGUUUCUCUUCCAUAUUCCGCAACUGUCACAUAUUUUGUUCUUCUCUCAUCAGUCUCUACUUCACCUUUCUGUGUGUAUUUCCUCACAAAUAUUUUUUUUUCCCAUAUGUCUGAGUUUGUACUUUCGGCCUCAAAAUCCCACACGAUUGCUCCCACUCACGGCACACCUAGAAUUCCUAUUUCCGUGCCUCGUGGUUCCUCGCCGAGAGUAGGCCGAUCAAAGUUGAGACCGCUAGCCAUGGCAACGUGCUCUGAAGGAUGCAUCUGUUUACAUAAACAAUAUUGUUAAAUAAUGACAAUAAUAAUAAAAAGAA
Molecule: messenger RNA, 5267 nt
Organism: Doryrhamphus excisus (bluestripe pipefish)
Lineage: Eukaryota; Metazoa; Chordata; Actinopteri; Syngnathiformes; Syngnathidae
Source: RefSeq, a predicted model, not a curated record